Arachis ipaensis is the source of this 2710-nucleotide messenger RNA. Lineage: Eukaryota; Viridiplantae; Streptophyta; Magnoliopsida; Fabales; Fabaceae. The record is from RefSeq and is a predicted model, not a curated record.
AGUGAAUAGAAUAGAAUAUUAAUGCACCCCCACAAUUUGAGUGCACUCUAAUAAUGCACCUUCGCUCUGACCCACUUCCCUUUCUCCUCCUUUUCUCCCAUGGUUCCGGACUUUCAAUUCAUCACAUUUUCUGUCCCUGCAACUUGAACAACACACGCCCCUUCCACAUUCAAAUUCGUAGUUAGAUCCAUCUCUAUUUUUCUUCAAUCUAGAGAAAAUCAGAUCGAAACCCUCCAUUUCUGUUGGUCUCACAACCUUCUUCUAAUACACCAUACCAAGCAGGAUUCAAGAUUGGCGAUUGCCGAUAACCCUAGAACAAGCUGAAGCUGGAGAAUUGAAUCAAUAAAGAUGAAUACGAACAGAAGAAGAAGGAGUGAACAAGUGACAAACCAAGAGAUGGAUGAGGAAGUGUUGAAGAAGUCACCACCUUCUCAAGAAAAAUAUGGCAGGGCUCAAUUUGCAAUAAGGUUAAUGGUGCUGGUUUUGUUUUUGGCUUGGGUUUUUGUUUGGGUAGUGGCUCCAACAGACACUUAUAAACAGAUAUGGUUACCGCAACUAAAAGCAAAGAUCAAUUCUUCAUAUUUUGGAAAACAAGGUGCAACACUUCUCCUGUUCACUGUUCCAAUAUUGUUCAUAGCUGUUUUGGGAAGUAUCUACCUCCAUAUAGCAAAGAAAUACAAUUAUUUCAAAAUUGAAAGGAGCAAGAAUGGGAAGAAAUGUGAGGGAGUAUUCAUAGGGAAGCGUCCAAUGCUUGUGAGAGGCCCUCUUGGCAUUGUUUCUGGCACAGAACUUGCCUUGUUGUUUAUGUUCAUUGUGCUACUAGUUUGGUCCUUUUCAAAUUAUCUAAACAACAGCUUUGCCAAAAUUUCUCAGAAAUCAGCAGCAGAAGAUGGAGAAAAAGUAUGGCAGAAGAAACUAGAUAAAUCAGCGCUAAUGUUGGGGAAAGUUGGGAACAUAUGCUUGGCAAUGUUGUUCUUCCCAGUGACACGUGGCUCCUCAUUGUUGCCACUGGUUGGUCUAAAAUCAGAGAGUUGCAUAAAGUACCAUAUUUGGCUUGGAAAUAUGCUCAUGACAAUCUUCACUGCUCAUGGCCUUUGCUACAUCAUUUAUUGGGCAGUGACUAAUCAACUUUCAAAGAUGCUAGAAUGGAAAAAAACAGGGAUAUCAAAUGUAGCAGGAGAGUUAACUUUGCUAAUUGGUCUUUUAAUGUGGCUUACAACAUUCCCUCGCAUUAGGAGAAAAGCCUUUGAGCUUUUCUUCUACACACACCACCUCUACAUCCUUUUCAUUGUGUUGUUCAUCUUUCAUGUGGGAAUCUCCUAUGCUUGUAUUAUGCUCCCUGGUUUCUACCUCUUCUUGGUUGAUCGUUAUCUAAGGUUCUUGCAAUCAAGACAGCAAGCUCGGUUGGUUUCUGCUCGUGUUUUGCCAUGUGAAGCGGUAGAACUUAACUUCUCUAAGACCCAUGGGUUGACAUAUAAUCCCACAAGUAUUGUGUUCAUAAACAUACCAAGCAUAUCAAAGUUGCAGUGGCAUCCAUUUACAGUUACUUCUAAUAGUAACUUGGAGCCUGAAAUUCUAAGUGUUGUCAUUAAGAGUGAGGGAGCUUGGUCCCAGAAACUCUAUCAGAUGCUUUCAGUACCAUCUGCAAUUGAUCAUCUCAAUGUCCAUGUUGAAGGUCCUUAUGAACCUGUAUCUACCGAUUAUCUAAGGCAUGAAACUCUUGUGAUGAUUAGUGGAGGCAGUGGCAUCACCCCUUUUGUGUCUAUCAUCAGAGAGCUAAUAUAUCUGAACAUAACAUUGAGAUACAGAACUCCAAAACUUACCUUAAUUUGUGCAUUUAAGAACACCUCUUGUCUCUCAAUGUUAGAUAUGAUCCUCCCAUGUUAUGGAAUCAACGGUGACAUUUCUAGUUUGCAACUACAAAUUGAGGCUUACAUCACAAGAGAGGAAGACCAUAAACAGAAUAAUAAUUCAAUUCCCCUUCAAUCCAUAUGGUUCAAGCCUAACCAAAAAGACUCGCCUAUUUCUACUAUUUUAGGUCCAAAUAGUUGGGUUUGGGUUGGUGCUAUAAUAUCAUCUUCUUUCAUAAUCUUCAUUAUCCUAAUUGGGAUGAUUAACCAUUACUACAUUUUUCCUGUUGAUCAUAACACCAAUAAAAUAUUUUCAUACCCUUUGAAGUCUUCUAUCAACAUGUUAGUGAUAUGUGUGUCUAUAGCAAUGGGUGCAAGUGCAGCUGUUCUUUGGAACAAGAAACAAAAUGUCAAAGAAGCAAAGAAGGUACAGAAUAUGGAGGGGUCAUCUCCAUCAGUAGAAAGAGAAUUGGAAAGCCUACCAAACCAGAUCCUUGCCAAUGCUACAAAUGUGCAUUAUGGUGGAAGACCUGACCUAAGAAGACUACUGUUGGAACUGAAAGGGUCAAAUGCGGGGGUUCUUGUUUCUGGACCCAAGGAAAUGAGGCAGGAGGUAGCAGCUGUUUGCUCAUCCAAUUUGGCUGAAAAUCUGCACUUUGAGUCCUUUAGCUUUAAUUGGUGAUUUUACUUGAAUUGUUAGAAGAUAUAAAACAUUUAGCUAUUAGCGAGAAUUGAUCUUAGCUAGCUUAUUUUGAGUUAGAAUUUUGUUAUUUUUUGAAAGUGUAAAUUGGUUAUGUAACAAAUGUUAGAUCCUAGUUCCUAGCUACCACCAAUGACAAUACUUCUACAUUCUAAUAGUC